This is a messenger RNA of Aspergillus fischeri NRRL 181, 570 nucleotides long. RefSeq lists its product as uncharacterized. The coding region runs from base 1 to 570 and encodes 189 amino acids. The transcript has 2 exons. The record is from RefSeq and is a predicted model, not a curated record. NCBI's taxonomy places the organism in Eukaryota, Fungi, Ascomycota, Eurotiomycetes, Eurotiales, Aspergillaceae.
AUGGACUACUAUACGGAGCCAAUCAAAUCCACCACGAAGGUCUCCAUCAUGCUAGAGAAGCCCGAUGAUUGGUGGAUAUGGGACUCCCAUAUAAUCGGCCUAGCUCGAACCCGUGGAGUGCUCGAUAUACUCCAGGGAGAGAGGCCUUACCCCGUUCCGCCAAUUCGACCGAUUCAUCCAACGAUUUUAGCCAAUCAGCAGGCGAGAUCGGCCCCUGCGGAAUCCCAGUCGGCCUCAGAGAGGCCCCAAGCGAUGGAAGUGAGCCAAUCAGAUGGCUCAUCGACUGCUGCAGCCGCCCUGGCUCCAGCAAAACCAACCGAUAUCGAAUUGGCGAUAUAUACCGAAGAAUUGGCGAUCUAUAAGGAAGAUAAAGAGCAAUAUCGACUAGAUCAUCAAGGCCUCGCGGCUAUCUGGACUACCAUGGAGCAAACGGUAGCCAGAGAGCAUCUCCAGCGGCUAACCAGCCAAUCAGACAACGAGGUUGAGCGAUAUCGAAAGCUCAAAGCCGACCUGAAGCCUUCGGAAUCACUAGCGAUUUCUAUGGCCAAUGGAAAAUCAAUGAAGGUCUGA